AGCAACAUAGCUUAUCGCAUGUAGAAAAGUCCGCCAUGUUUAGAAUUCGCGACAACUAAUCUGGUUGAAAGUGCUUGCUCUUGUCCUGGUGUAAACAAUAAGCUCGCUGCCUUGUGAAAAGAAUAUAGUUGUGAUAUAGUUAAACGAACGUUUUUGUUUGUGCAACUAUGUAUUAUGUUAAGUUAGUUCUUUGAAAAUGUAUUGCUCAGAACAAUUUCGAAUGGUAGUAUGGUGUCUGAGUAUGUAUCAUUCUUCCCAUCAAGUUUCUGUAGUGUUGCAUUAAAUAUUUUUGUUAAAACUUUGUUGUAAAAUGUUGGUGAAUAAUAUCAUGAAAAAUCGCGUAUGGUUCUGUUUCAUUGUUGGUGCACGUAUUUCCUCGGAGCACAAUUACGUAGACAACGCACGGUUCAUAGAAUUACCAAAAGAAAACGAUAGUUUAACUUUUCCUGCUCCCUAUAAUCCGUUUGUCGGUCCGAAAACAUCUAAAGAACUCAAUAUUAAUUCGACGUGUUUAACAAACGACACAAGUUUAGCAGCAGCUACCAAUAAUGAUACCUCAAAAUAUGAACACCAGAUAGUCGUCAAUAAUCCUACUGCACACAAAAAAAGAAAAAAAUCCUACUCCUCUUGCGUACAAGGAACUUGAGGACUUACGCGUAAUGUUUGACGAGUUUUGUGUCUCAUUAACUGCUCAGGUGAUUUCAAGGUGAUCAAUAACCGCAUGGACCAAAUUGACACUAAAAUGGAUAACGUUUUAAAGAAUACAGCACGUUCUAGAUUCAUAUCAGAAGAACUGAUUACGAUGACUCGUCCUCGCGAAGGUUUACUUCCCAGGACGGAAUUUGAAGUGAAUCAGAUUAAUUCUGAAGAAGAAUUGAAAACCUUCGAUGUUAAAAACUAAAUAAUGAUUCAGAUUUCAAGCGAAAGGUAGUUAGAUGGAUGCAACUGCAAAUCACACGCAAUGAUGUGGAUAAUCGUUUACACGAUGCGAUAGAUUUAUUAUUUACAAAAACAUUCUUUGCGCAAAUGAAUUGGUCCGGUAUAAGCAAAACAUGUAAUGUAACUAAAACAGGUUUACGUAAUUAUAAGAAUAUUCUACAAUUAUUUGUAGAAAUAGGGAGCACAAAUUCAUUAACACCGGCUAUUAAUUAUGUUGCUUUAUACUUACAAAAAAAAUUAAGACAUGCUGCUGAACGUAUACAUAUUGACAAUACGAAGCGAACGUCAAGCCGUACCGCAAAACGUAA
Molecule: messenger RNA, 1247 nt
Organism: Anopheles gambiae (African malaria mosquito)
Lineage: Eukaryota; Metazoa; Arthropoda; Insecta; Diptera; Culicidae
Exons: 6
Coding region: 311-646 (111 amino acids)
Source: RefSeq, a predicted model, not a curated record